This is a messenger RNA of Fusarium keratoplasticum, 969 nucleotides long. RefSeq names its product Lactamase-B domain-containing protein. The record is from RefSeq and is a predicted model, not a curated record. NCBI's taxonomy places the organism in Eukaryota, Fungi, Ascomycota, Sordariomycetes, Hypocreales, Nectriaceae. The transcript has a single exon. Bases 1 to 969 code for a protein of 322 amino acids.
AUGACAGAACUGACGUUUGCGACUCCGCUUCCGCAAUCAACACGCUCCGAGACGUUGGAGUGGCGGUUCCCAAAACCACAUAGCCAAUAUGUCUUGACGGGCAAGUCUCGAGCAGCGUGGCAUACCUCAUUCGUCAUCCCUCAGCUCAAUCUUCUUCUCGAUGCCGGACUCUGCGUCAACAAGGCACGACCAAAGCACAUUUUUCUCACCCAUGGCCACAGCGACCACACUCUUCUAUCACCCGCCUUUGUCAAACGCGAGGAUCCGCCUGAUAUCUAUUGUCCAGUCGAGAUGGUCAAGGUACUCGACGACUUUCUCCUCGCCAGAACGAUGCUUAAUCUCGGUGGACUGAUAACUGCCGAAGAUGCCGACCAACUCGCAGACACAAGUGAUGAAGGCAGCAAUGACCCGGACCGAAAUGGAUGGCUCAACACUCAUAUUACACAUGGCGUUCAACACGGCGAUACCGUCAACCUAAGAAGAACGAAGAAUGUGACUGCCACAGCCUUCAACUGCGACCACACAGUCCCGUGUGUGGGCUACGUCUUUUCCAUGGUCACACAUGGCCUCAAGUCAGAAUUUACCUCUCGUAAAGGGCCCGAACUCAAGGCACUACGCGAAUCCGGCGUCGAAAUCACGGCUCCACGGUCAACUCCCAUAUUUGCCUUUCUAGGCGACACCACCGCAGCAACCCUGGCUGCUGACCCCGUUUGGCUACAAGAGGGUAUACCGGUGGUCAUCACAGAGUGCAGUUUCUUGUACGAGGAGCACAAGCCACAGGCGGUUCGGACCAAGCACACAAUAUGGAGCGAUCUGGAACCAGUCAUUCGAAAGUGGCCCAAGACGACAUUUGUGCUCAUGCAUUUCAGUAUGCGAUACACGGAGGAGGCUAUAAGACAAUUCUUCAAGGAAAUGGUGAACCCGCCAGGGAACAUUGUGGUCUGGAUUGAUGGAGAAUCCGAGACGUGA